AUGGGGAUCUCCCUCACAGGAAGUGUAGCAGCACUGCUGCUCCUCGUGGGGUCCUGCAUGAUUGUCUCUUCCCAGAAUCCUCGGCAUGAGAAGUUCCUGAGGCAGCACAACGACUUCCCGCGAACCAAAGUGUUGGGGCAGGAUUACUGUGAGGCCAUGAUGGCACGCAGGGGAAUGUCCAGACCAUGCAAAGGCACCAACAGUUUCGUCCACGCACCGAGGAACCAGCUGAAGGACAUCUGCACCUGGGCCGGCAGUCACUACCGCCGGGCCCUACGGCUCAGCCGGGCACAAUUAUCCGUCACGACCUGCAAGCUGCAGGGGGCUCUGCGGGGCCAGUGCCACUAUUGGGCCCACACAGGGCAAAGGCACAUCCUUAUUGGCUGUGACCCAUCCGGAUGGCCCAUUCAUUUUGAAGAGAGCAACUUCAUGUAG
This is a messenger RNA of Varanus komodoensis (Komodo dragon), 435 nucleotides long. Its product is annotated as ribonuclease-like. The transcript has a single exon. Gene Ontology annotation, molecular function: nucleic acid binding. The coding region runs from base 1 to 435 and encodes 144 amino acids. NCBI's taxonomy places the organism in Eukaryota, Metazoa, Chordata, Lepidosauria, Squamata, Varanidae. The record is from RefSeq and is a predicted model, not a curated record.